This is a messenger RNA of Penaeus vannamei (Pacific white shrimp), 463 nucleotides long. Lineage: Eukaryota; Metazoa; Arthropoda; Malacostraca; Decapoda; Penaeidae. The record is from RefSeq and is a predicted model, not a curated record.
UCUUUAGGAAAGAACCCGACGUGUUUUCCCGACAGCAAAGCCCCUUGUGGUGACAGAGAAAUACCGAUUCCACACUUAUUUAUCUCUCAAACUCAACCCUCCUUCUUCCCUUCUACUAGGUCCAAUAUGCCGGUGUACAAGGUAGCCAUAAAAGCCCAGUUUGAAAAUGUGACCGAUUUGGAGGCCCCGGGAGAAGACUUCCAGUAUUGCAUUAAGACUCAGUGCAACACAUGCAACGAAGUGAGUGAGAAGUGGCAGUACGUGUCAGGAGACGAGCAGGUGGAAAUGCCAGGGUCACGGGGUACUUGCAACAUGCUCUACAAGUGCAAGCUGUGCAACAGAGUUAACACAAUGGACGUCCUCGUUCAGAAGAAAAGUUGUACACAGCAGACGACGUCCCCAAAAUGAAGGAGGUCAUAGCCUUUGAAUGCCGAGGAAUGAGUGUGGUCAACUUCAAAUUCGG